AUGCCAGGGAAAAAACCUUGCCCGCCUCCAGAACAAAGCUGCCCUCUUUGUAACUCUCCUGACAACAGUAUGAUGGUCAGCUGCGAUGAAUGCCUUAUGUGGUACCACUUCGACUGCGUAGGUGUGACUCAUGACAUAGCGAAUCAUGAGUGGAGAUGCUCGAAAUGCCGGAGUGUUCCAGCUCCUACGGAUGAUGAACCCGAUGCGGAUAAUGUGCCACCUAUACCCACCUCGCCACAGGUAUCGUUUUCAGCUAAUGGAAAACAAACAGACGAAGGCGCUCCAACAUCCCAGUUGCCAGCAGAGCUGCAACUGCAACUGCUUGAGGAAGAAUACGCACUUGAGAGAAGAUGCCUUCGAAGAAAGUACCAACUAAUGAUGACGAUCGGAGCUGCAACAGCGGGUGCUGACACCACGAUUCUUCGACCCCAACAUCACUCAUCUCCUCUACCACCGCGUCCAAGCGCUCCCAUACUUCAUCCCGAGGAUCAUUUGCUCGAAACAGCCACAGCGAAUGAAGCAGCAUUGCUUAAUCAAAGCCAAAUCGCUGCCCGCCACGCUGUUUCUAAAGAGCUUCCUAUAUAUAGUGGUAACCCUGAAGAAUGGCCCCUAUUUAUCGCUACCUUUGAGAAUACAACACGAUUGUGCGGGUACACAUCCGAGGAAAACAUGGCUCGGCUGCAGCGAUGCCUUAAAGGUAAAGCUCUAGAGGCCGUCAGAUGCCAGCUUCUACAUCCUUCGAACUUGGGUCACGUGAUGUCGACGUUUAAGAUGCUAUUCGGUCGGCCUGAAAUCAUUGUCUACUCAUUAGUGCAGAAGAUAAACCAAAUACCAUCACCAAGAGCGGAUAAAUUGAAUUCGAUAGUUGAUUUCGCUCUAGCGGUACGUAAUAUGGUGGCUACAGUGCAGGCAUGCAACCUAGAGGAACACCUCUGUAACAUCUCUCUCCUGCAAAACCUAGUGGAUCGACUGCCGCCGAUGAUUAAACUCACCUGGGCAACCCAUCGCCAAAACUUGCGGCGGAUCACACUUACCGAGUUCAGUGACUGGUUGUAUACUCUAGCAGAAGCUGCCAGUAUGGUGACAGUACCUUUCCUACCAAAUGUCACCGAAAAUAAUUCUCGGCGGGGAAGAAAAGACGACGGAUUUAUUAACGCUCAUUCCGUAAACGCGCUAGAAUCACUAUCAAGUGAACCGGCAUGCGCCGAAUGUACUAUUUGCCAAGGAAGUUGUACGUCAGUGGAGAGUUGUAAACAGUUUGCGCGUUCAGAUCACUCCGCUCGGUGGGCCCUUCUGCAGGAACACAAGCUAUGUCGCUGUUGCUUACGAGCUCAUAGAGGUCUAUGUAAAUUUGGGAAACCAUGCGGAAAAAACGGCUGCCUUUACAAACACCACCGUCUGCUUCAUAACGAUGCCAAAGAUAAAUACGACAAUGCCCAGCUUACCCAAACACAAGCAAAUGUGAACAGCCCUAGCAAUCCGGUUUUCAAUGAUUUUGCCUGCAAUACUCACCGUGUGAACGGAAGGUCCGUGUUAUUCAAAUACCUUCCCGUGACGCUGUAUAACCAGGGAUUAUCCAUAAACACCUACGCCUUCGUAGACUGCGGAUCAUCCCUAACCUUGUUAGAGGAAAGCCUUGCAACUGAGCUUAACCUUCACGGAGAAAAGCACCCGCUAUGCUUGCGCUGGACUGCCGAUACCUGCCGCUACGAGGAUUCAUCCAUUAAAAUCACGAUGGACAUAUCGGGGUCCCGCAGCUCCAGCAGAAAGUACCUUCUUUCUGACGUCUAUACAGUAAAGGAGCUAAAUUUACCCACUCAAUCCUUGUCGGCCGAGGAGCUUUCAAGAAAAUAUAGCCACCUUAAGGGAAUACCAGUGGACUCAUACGUUGAUGUUCAACCCAGAAUCCUUAUUGGUAUGAAUAACAUACGUGUCGUACAUCCGCUGCGCAGUCGUGAAGGGAACGAACAUGAACCGAUAGCAGCAAAAACGCGUCUUGGGUGGAUGGUUUAUGGUACUAGUUUGAUACACGCUGCCGUUGCUGGACCUGCUCGUAGCUACCACAUAUGCUCCCAUUCAUACAACGACAACGUUCCCACGGACAAUUAUCUUGACGCCGCCGUGAAAAACUACUUUGCUCUUGAAAGCUUGGGAAUCGUCAAACCCGAAAAGGCAUUGCUUUCUUCAGAAGACGAGCGAGCCAUGAAGAGUCUUCGUUGUAACACAAUAUUAAAAAACGGUCGCUAUCAAACAAGUCUCCUAUGGAAAUAUGACGACGUGCGCUUUCCGGACAGCAAGCCAAUGGCAAUACGGCGACAUCACUGCCUUAUGAAGAGAUUGCAACGUGAACCUGAAUUGGGAAACAUACUGCAAAAUAAGAUUGCUGAUUAUAUAACAAAAGGAUACAUCCGAAAGCUAACACCAGAUGAAUCUAUGAUGCCCACAGACCGCGUAUGGUAUUUACCUAUAUUUCCGGUAUUCAAUCUAAAUAAACCGGGUAAAGUACGCAUCGUUUGGGAUGCUGCAGCGACUGUUGGUGGGGUCUCAUUAAACUCUGUUCUCCUAAAGGGACCGGAUCUGCUGACAUCCCUACCGUCAGUACUAUACAAAUUUAGAGAACGUCGAGUGGCGAUAUGUGGUGAUAUCCGCGAAAUGUAUCACCAAGUGUUGAUAAAUGACGCUGACCAACACUGCCAGAGAUUCAUGUGGUGCGAUGAUAUGAAGACCGGCGAACCCAGCGAAUACGUCAUGAGAGUUAUGACGUUUGGAGCAACUUGCUCUCCCAGCUGUGCUCAGUUCAUAAUGAACAAAAAUGCGACACGGUUCGAGCAGCAAUAUCCUAACGCGGUAGAGGUGAUCCGACAUCGACACUAUGUUGACGAUAUGCUUGCUAGUGUUGAUACUGAGGAGGAGGCGAUUGAGCUAGCAUCGAACAUCCGUUUCAUCCAUCAGCAGGGCGGCUUUGAGAUGCGAAACUGGAUGUCGAAUUCACCAUCAGUACUACAAGCUCUGGAUGUCAGACCAACUUCAGAGAAGAGCCUGGACACACAUCCCGAUCUUGGCUUCGAGAAAGUUCUAGGAAUGUGGUGGAGCACUGUUAGCGAUGAGUUUCGAUAUAAAGUGGCCACAGGUCGCAACCAGGAGUUGCUCUCUGGAGCGAAACGACCAACAAAACGUGAAGUUCUAAGCACACUGAUGUCCACCUACGAUCCUCUCGGUCUGAUAGCGAACUACAUGAUGUUUUUGAAAACGCUUCUUCAGGAAAUUUGGAGAACCGGAACAGGUUGGGACGAAUCGAUUGGUGAAAGGGAAGUGGAAAAGUGGAAUCUCUGGUUGAGAAUUCUACCGCAAGUAGAGUCGGUGCGAGUUCCUAGAUGCUAUCAUAGCUUCAACAGUAAUAGUAGCCGAAGAACAAUCGAGCUGCAUACAUUCGUGGACGCUAGCGAAACUGGGAUCGCUGCCGUCUCGUAUUUUCGUUUCGAGGAGAACGAUCACAUUCACUGUGCAUUGGUGGGAGCCAAAACGCGAGUGGCUCCGUUGAAAUUUAUCUCAAUCCCUCGUCUUGAACUGCAGGCAGCGGUGAUCGGAGUGCGUUUGGCUCAGAACAUUCAGCAGAGUCACACCUUUGAAAUCACCCGACGUUUCUUUUGGACCGAUGCACGCGAUGUCAUGUGCUGGCUUCACUCCGACCAUCGUCGCUAUUCGCAGUUCGUCGCCUUCCGUGUGGGAGAAAUUUUAGAAUCCACCGACAUCACAGAGUGGAGAUGGCUACCUGGGAAACUAAACGUCGCCGAUGAUGCCACGAAAUGGCAACGCUUGCCAGACCUCGAUGAAAACGGUCGCUGGUUCAAAGCACCAUCAUUUCUCUGGGGACCACAAUCUGGAUGGCCGGAGUCGUCAAACAACGUUGGUACAACAAUCGAGGAGAUUCGAUCGAUCGGAUUGAUGAAAGCGAUUUCGCUGGAGAAUAUACAAACUAUCCUGUUGUACUACCACGUGACCACAUCGUCACAAAGCUCAUCCUGCAAGAAGUUCACCAGCGGUAUCAUCAUCAAUGUCAGAGAACGUUCAUCAAUGAAGUCAGUCGAAAGUACUACGUUCCGCGCGUACAUACUGUAUGCUGGAGAGUUCGACAAGAGUGUCAACGCUGCAAGAUCCGGUCUGCGAAGCCUAAUCCACCAGCUAUGGGGAAUCUACCAAAGGUCCGAUUAG
This is a messenger RNA of Topomyia yanbarensis, 4212 nucleotides long. RefSeq lists its product as uncharacterized. The record is from RefSeq and is a predicted model, not a curated record. The transcript has 2 exons. The coding region runs from base 1 to 4212 and encodes 1403 amino acids. NCBI's taxonomy places the organism in Eukaryota, Metazoa, Arthropoda, Insecta, Diptera, Culicidae.